AUGACGAUCAUCUUCAAAGAGAUCCAGUCCAAUCCGCUCACGCUGUUCAUUCCCUCGCCGAACGGCCGCAUGAAUUACGGCCGCGAGCGCGAUGUGUUCAUUCCGAACCCCCGCUCGACGACGGCGCUGUGCAUUCAGAUGUACGAGUUCCUGGGCAAGAUGAUCGGCGUGAUGAUUCGCACCAAGAACACGGUGCCGCUGAACCUGGCGGAUCUGUUCUGGAAGCGGUUGGUGGGCAUCGACAUCACCGUCAGCGACAUUCAGAGCAUCGACCAGGAGUUCAUCUCGAUGAUUCAGGGGUACGACACGCCGGACGAGGAGGCGGAAACGAGCUGGAAGGAGCAGCAUGUGACGUACACGGUGAAAGGAAGCGACGACGAGGUGGUGGAGUUGUUCUCGGGCGGGAAGAACAUCAACGUGCCCUGGUCGGAGCGGAAUCAUUACUUGGAAAUGAUCAUCGAUUACCGAUUGAAGGAGUUCGAUACGCAGAUCGAUGCGGUUUAUCGCGGAUUGUCGACGCAGCUUCCGCGCCAUUUCCUCACGCUGUUCACGCCGAAGGAGCUGAAGGUGAUCGUGUCGGGUCGUACCGACAUCAACGUGGAGUUGCUGAAGAAAAACACGGUGUACAAGGGCGGCUACACGGGACAGGAGCCAGUGAUCAACUAUUUCUGGAGGGUGCUGCAGAACUUCACGAACGAGGAGCGCGAGCUCUAUCUGCGGUUCGUGUGGGGACGGUCGCGUCUGCCUCUUGAUUCGGAGUCGUUCCCGAUGAAACACGUGAUUAACAAGUUGGAUGUGUCCAAGCCUGAUAACAACUAUCCAAUGUCGCACACUUGCUUCUUUAUCCUGGAUCUGCCGAGUUAUUCGUCGCCAGAGAAGCUGCAUGAUCGUUUGCUGUAUGCGAUUCACAACUGUCAGGAUAUUGAUACCGAUAAUACAGGACGCGCUCGUGCGGCAGCGCGUGGAUAA
Blastocystis hominis is the source of this 969-nucleotide messenger RNA. RefSeq lists its product as hypothetical. Lineage: Eukaryota; Bigyra; Opalinata; Blastocystidae. The coding region runs from base 1 to 969 and encodes 322 amino acids. The record is from RefSeq and is a predicted model, not a curated record. The transcript is spliced from 4 exons. Gene Ontology annotation, molecular function: ubiquitin-protein transferase activity.